AUUUUUGACACUGGAUCAUUGGAAGGUCCCUUUGGCUCAUUCCAAGUAUGUAAUGUUCAAAUUUUCGGAGGUUUUAUUCUUCAUAUUGGUUCUUUUAGUGGAGAAAGUGGCAGAUUCUCUGUGGGUGAUAAAGUAACAUGCAAGGUUGACUAUGAAAGGAGAACGCUCGUUGCCCCUAAUCAUACUUGCACACAUAUGUUAAACUUUGCUCUUAGGGAAGUACUUGGUGACCAUGUUGAUCAAAAAGGAUCCAUUGUUCUUCCUGAAAAAUUAAGAUUCGACUUUUCUCAUGGCAAGCCAGUUGAUCCUGAAAAAUUGAGAAGAAUUGAGUCAAUUGUGAACGAGCAAAUCAAAGCUGAAUUAGAUGUUUUUGCGAAGGAGGCAACCCUUGCCGAAGCCAAGCGUAUCAACGGUUUGCGAGCUGUUUUUGGAGAGGUCUAUCCUGAUCCUGUUAGAGUUGUGGCAAUUGGUCAAAAGGUUGAGGAUCUUUUAGCUGAUCCAGACAAUCAAGAGUGGUCAUCAAUUUCAUCAGAAUUAUGUGGAGGGACACAUAUAUCAAAUACUCGGGAAGCUAAAGCAUUUGCUCUUCUAUCUGAGGAGGGCAUUGCUAAAGGAAUCCGAAGAAUAACUGCUGUCACAACUGAUGUUGCUUUUAAGGCAAUGGAAUCGGCAUCCUUGCUUGAGCAGGAAGUAAACGAGGCAUCAAAGAUAGAUGGAAGCUUGCUAGAAAAGAAAGUGGCUUCUUUGAAAAGUACUGUAGAUGCAGCAGCAAUUCCAGCAGCCAAGAAAGCUGAUAUCAGGGCCAAGAUUGCCUUGCUUCAGAAUCAAGUGAGAAAGGCACAAAAGAAGAUCGCUGAAGAAAAUAUUCAGAAAGCUGUCAAGGUUGCAACUCAGACGGCUGAAGUUGCUGCUUCAGAUGGGAAAGCAUUCUGCAUCUCUCAUGUUGAGGUUGGCUUGGAUGCAGCUGCGGUUCGUGAAGCUGUUUUGAAAGUCAUUGAGCAGAAGGGAAUAUCGGUUAUGGUCUUCAGUACAGAUGAAACCACAAAUAAGGCUGUGGUAUGUGCGGGUGUACCUGAGAAGUCAGACAAGGCAAAGCAGUUGGAGGUAUCAGAGUGGUUGACAGCAGCGCUGGAGCCUUUGAAAGGGAGGUGUGGUAAAGGAAAAGGUGGUCUUGCUUCUGGCCAGGGAACAGACGCAGCACAAGUGAGCAAGGCCAUGGAUUUGGCGACAGCAUUUGCAUCGAUGAAAUUGAGAUGAUCAUAAGAUUUUCCAGUGUUGUUUCCACAAGAAAUAUGAGAUUGCUGUUAUCAACUUGUGGUUGAUGUACUGAAACACAAUAGGAAACAGCCAAAUAUAAGAAAAUGAUUACGGUUGUUACUGCAACCAGGAAAGUGGCAGUAAUGGUUAAUUUAUAAUGAAAAUGGUUAUGUUCUUGUGCUGUAUUCACCCCUUAUAUAAUCUAUUUAUUAAGAAAGGUUAUGCUCUUAUUCCUUUUUUAAAAGUGUUUU
Molecule: messenger RNA, 1508 nt
Organism: Pistacia vera
Lineage: Eukaryota; Viridiplantae; Streptophyta; Magnoliopsida; Sapindales; Anacardiaceae
Product: alanine--tRNA ligase-like
Exons: 10
Biological process (GO): alanyl-tRNA aminoacylation; tRNA modification
Cellular component (GO): mitochondrion; chloroplast
Molecular function (GO): alanine-tRNA ligase activity; nucleic acid binding; aminoacyl-tRNA deacylase activity
Source: RefSeq, a predicted model, not a curated record